AUGGAGGGGAAUAGGAGGGCGCGCCGGAAUAUGACCGAGCAGACGCGUACGAGAGAAAGACUCUCUGGACUGCGGCGACGGGGACAGAAGUCGCGGUCGAUGGGCGAGUGGUAGGUAGAAAUGUGGAUGUUGUUGUUAUGAGAAAUGAGGAGAAGAUGGUGUGGCUUGAAUGAGGGCUUUGGCCUUUGGAUGUGGAAGGUGGAGCGGAGACAGCAGGCAGAGACGACCGACUUCUGAAAGUGGGUGCUUCGGCAAAGCCAGAGACAAAGACAACGAUAGAAUGUCGGUCAGCGACGAUGAAGAAUUCAACAAGCCGAUCGAUUGCACAUGGACAAGACGAUUGAGAAGGAAAAUGUCACUGGCAGAGAGGGCGCAGGGAACACGACGCGAAUCAGAGUUGAAGGAUUCUGGCAGUUAUUUGAGCGAGCUUGUUAUUGCUGCCGGCGGCUUGCGCCCACCAGAAGACGCGCACCAGCAGAAGCUCGAAUCACCCUCGAACCUCGUUUGUUGGGACGACUUUUGCCCAUUUGAUUCAAACAUGCCAUUCCGGCCUCCCAGCACUUGCCAUCGUCAUUCCCUGCUGAUCCGCAUUUCCGAUCAACUAUGUCUUCCUUUUCGUCUUGCUCGACUCCUCGGCACGUUGCGAGAUGGAACUGAUGUCAAGAAUAUACUUUGCGACCAUCGCAUCCGGGCGGGACAGCUCAGCCACAGCUCUUUUUGUGGCUGCGAAUUGCACUGCGCCUCCAGUUUGAACACGGUAAACGUCCACUCGUAGCAACCACCCGGCAUCUAAGGCAGUGGAUCGAAGAACUGCAUGACAAGGCAAAUGCAACUCGGCCGCUCGAGUAGCAAACAUGGAGGAAGAUUCACUACUACCCGCCCAAUCAACACAAUGAUGCCCGAGAUGUGCAAUGGUGGGGUCAAUGACAUUCAAGCUUGAAGAAAGUCGGCAAUUCCUUCUGUCGCAGAACUUGCUGCUUCUGUUUGACGAGACGUGCAUCUGCCUGUUUCUUCAACACCCAUCUUCACAUGUCUUGCAGCACCAACUUUCUUUGUCGUGCCUCGUCGUCCUUUGUCGCCGACAUCUCAACUGUCGGCUCCGCUUGAA
This is a messenger RNA of Aureobasidium subglaciale EXF-2481, 1108 nucleotides long. RefSeq lists its product as uncharacterized. Bases 170 to 775 code for a protein of 201 amino acids. The transcript has a single exon. The record is from RefSeq and is a predicted model, not a curated record. NCBI's taxonomy places the organism in Eukaryota, Fungi, Ascomycota, Dothideomycetes, Dothideales, Saccotheciaceae.